This is a messenger RNA of Nezara viridula (southern green stink bug), 2412 nucleotides long. NCBI's taxonomy places the organism in Eukaryota, Metazoa, Arthropoda, Insecta, Hemiptera, Pentatomidae. The record is from the annotation of a GenBank genome assembly.
ACAGUGCUGUUUUCCACUGUGGAGGGAUAUUUGAGUAUUUCAUUUACAGCAAAAUAAUGAUCAACCGUUGUAUAAUAUUAUUACCUUGCCGAAUUUUUCAAAUAUAAUUAUUUUUAUCCGCAAUGGAAUCGUCUUUUUCCAAUACGUUGACAGAAAAACAGAGAGAUAUUUUAGAAAAAUUCUGGUGCCCUUCCUCAAUUUUUUAUGACCCACUCAAAGCUGGUAGUAUUGAUGGAACUGAUACCGAACCUCAUGAUAAAGCCGUAAUAAGAGCACAGAAUUCCCAUUAUAAACCAAACUGCAGGGUAAAAGGUCAACCAGAAUGUACUGUAUUCGUAUCUAGGCUUGAUUAUACCACAAAAGGACAUGAAAUCAAAAGGCAUUUUUCUCAGUAUGGAAAAAUCAUUAAAUGUCGAUUGGUUGAAGAUAUAGUAACUGGUAAAUCAAAAGGGUAUGCUUUCAUUGAAUAUGAGACUGAAAGAGAAGCUGCGAGAGCUUACAGGAAUGGUCAUAGAACAUUUUUGGAUGGAAAAGAGCUGUUUGUGGAUAUGGAGUGUGAACGGUUACUUCCAGGUUGGAUUCCUCGUCGACUAGGUGGAGGAUUUAAUGGCAAAAAGGAAUCAGGUCAGAUUCGCUUUGGAGGACGUGACAGGCCCUUCAGAAAACCUAUCAACUUACUUACCUCAAAAGAAAUCCUUAAUAGUUUUGAUGAAAGAGUUAAGAAUUUUAAAUAAUAUUCAAGGAUAUUACUAUAAUUAAUUAUUUUAUUUAAAUAGUUGGCAUUUUUUUAGUGGUCUAUCAGUUGUAUAUUUUUAUAGAUAUUACUAUUAAUUCUUAGUUAUUUGUAAAUAAAUAUAAUUUGAUUCAUUUGUUAAUUUAUGUUUUUCAUGUUUAUUCACCAGAUACUGCAACAUUGCAAAAACGGCUACUAUUCGAGCAGAGAAUGACCAAAUGAUUUUAUGACAUGAAAACACUCGGCCACAUGUUGUAAAAUUGCUAAAACCUACUUGGAAAUGCUUAAAUAGGAAUUUCUGCUCCAUCCGCAGUAGUCAGUGGGUAUAGCCCUUUCCAAUUGUCACUAAUUUCCUUUGAUGACACAUUGCCUGGCUGAGUAGUGCUUCCAUUCUUAUGAAGAUAACAAAGCUUUCCCCUCUUUUUCCGAUACUGUGGCUUGUAUAGGAAAACUUUGGCCACUAUCGUCUCCCAUUUUUAUUAUCUGGCCAGACCAUUGAACCCUCCUGCUUUCAAUAUUAUGAAAAAUAUAUUUUUCCUGCCCUAUGCUUUUUUGGGUAGGGCAAUAUCUGCAAAAUAUAUAUGUAAUAAUUUUGGAAGCCAAAAUUUCUAAUGAAUACCGGAAAUGAAGAUGUUUUGUUGCUAAUAGUUGACAACAAUAUUCUCCACCUUUUACGCCAGACUCUAAAUAUAUCAUAGAUAUUACAAAAAAUUUAAACCCUGAUUAAAAUCAUUAAUUGAAUAUCUCUCGGAAAAUAUGUGUAUUAAUAUAAAAAUAAUUUGUUAAAGAAUUAAGAAAUCAAAUUAUUUACUUUGUUAGAUCUACGGUCCCACAAACAUGUUCCUCUCUUCUUGUUAUUCUCCACUCUUCUCAAUAACUAAAUGUUAUUGAUAUAUAGGCUAUUGGAAAAACGGUUAGAGGAGGCUAAGUCCUGUAACCGCGUUGUAGUGCCGUGAAAUAAUAAUAAUAAUGCUUGCUUUUCUUAUAGUAAUAUGUUGUAGCCUUGAGAUGUCUUAGCUUCUUAGAAAAUCUAUUAUAAAGCUAAUAGAUUUUUGGACAUAUUGAUGUUUUAUUGUCCAGGUUUCGGAACUACAUAGAACUAUUUAUAAUAAAAAUGAAUGGUAUAUUCUUUUUUUGUUUGAAAGAAAAUAUUCUUAUUCUACAGGACUGAGUUACGGAUCCUAAUAAUUUUUCUUCCUCAAGAUAUAUUUGAUGAAAUAUCUGUAUUGAGGGUUCCCAUUUCAUUUAUAUACACUCCAAUGUGCAAAAAUUUAUUGUUCCAAUCCUAAUUUUUUAUUAUCGAAGAUGUUGAGUUGAAAGUCACUUAUUCUUUUUUAUUCUGUCUUUUCACUAGAUUCUAUUUAGAAUCCUCAUCUAAAAAUUUUCUUAUCAUGUAUUCCUAGUUUCUUAUCAUAUUCAAGAAAUAUGAAACGGCCAUACAGCCCUAAGGCGUGGUCAUCCCACGAUACAAAAACUUCAGCUAAUGGGAAGAAACUUGGAAAAGGAAGUCAAAAACAAGGAUACGGGAGACAUGGUGAGUCUGUGGACGAGAGUCAGUCUGGGACAACAGUUGAGUAGAGUAGAGUAGAGGAAGAGCACUGGUAAGAAGGACUCGAGUGUAGCGGAUGUAGAGGCUUCCUCAGAAAUGAUGGUCCAGGGAAAAGAAGACAUCAAUGAAG